Spodoptera frugiperda (fall armyworm) is the source of this 3017-nucleotide messenger RNA. Its product is annotated as elongation of very long chain fatty acids protein AAEL008004. Gene Ontology annotation, cellular component: endoplasmic reticulum membrane. The record is from RefSeq and is a predicted model, not a curated record. NCBI's taxonomy places the organism in Eukaryota, Metazoa, Arthropoda, Insecta, Lepidoptera, Noctuidae. Gene Ontology annotation, molecular function: fatty acid elongase activity. Bases 575 to 1510 code for a protein of 311 amino acids. Gene Ontology annotation, biological process: fatty acid elongation, saturated fatty acid; sphingolipid biosynthetic process; fatty acid elongation, polyunsaturated fatty acid. The transcript is spliced from 10 exons.
AGUCAUCCACGAGCUCAAAGACACUGCUCACUCUGGAAUGGUUACUCAAGGAGAACAUUUUGGACUAAUAUUACAAUUGAGUAGUACAACAGUAAUUGCUAUACUACACUUAAUGUAAAAUAGGAGUAAAAAUAAUAAAAACGAGUUACCGGCUUCAUUAUCAAUACCCGAUAUAGUGCGAUAUUAGUAAAUCAUCAAAUCGAUGACAUGAGGAGUCAAGUUGAAGGCGUGUGAAGUGCGAUGUGAUAAAAGCGCGCGGGGGCAGCGCGCGCCGCCAGUACCGAGCUCACCUGUACGCCGUGCGCAGGCGCCGUUUUUGCGCGCCGCGAUACGAACGCGAUACUUCACGCUCACACGCAACCCCGCGCCCCCACCCAUACACUAGUUAAUCUGACCAGGACAUCAGCUGUCCGACUCUAACAUAUAGUGAAUGUGCACUUGUACGACUCGGCCUGGAGGACUUACUGCCGAAAUAGGACCUCGCCGGUCUGACAGAUCGAUCACUCAGAUAAGCUAAGCGAACGGAAGACAAAAUUGCCUCGGAAAAUUGUACCUAGUUUAAGAAAUCGACACAAUGGCGCUAGGGAUAAUGCUACAAGCUAUAAGCGAUUUUCAAUAUUAUAUGGACAAAUAUGGAGAUCCUAGGACAAAUCCAUGGUUCCUGAUGAGUUCCCCAUUUCCUACAUUAUUAAUAUGUCUAAGCUAUGUCUAUCUAGUCAAGGUUUUAGGACCACGAUUUAUGGAGAAUAGAAAACCCUAUGAACUAAAAAAUGUUCUAAUAUUAUAUAACUUCUUACAAGUAAUAUUCAGUGCGUGGCUUUUUUAUGAGAUCGGAGCUGCUGGCUGGUUCACAGGCAGGUAUAACUUUCAAUGUCAGCCGGUCGACCACUCCAAACAUCCACAAACAAUGAGGAUGGUUCACGCAUGUUGGUGGUACUACUUUUCCAAGUUCACUGAAUUCUUUGAUACGAUCUUCUUUGUACUGAGAAAGAAGUUUGACCAUGUAUCAACACUACACGUGAUCCACCACGGCGUGAUGCCGAUGUCAGUGUGGUUCGGCGUCAAGUUCACGCCUGGCGGUCAUUCCACAUUCUUCGGCUUGCUCAACACCUUCGUACAUAUUAUUAUGUACAGCUACUACAUGCUGGCUGCUAUGGGACCCCACAUGAGGAAAUACCUGUGGUGGAAGAAGUACCUCACUACUUUACAAAUGGUUCAAUUCGUCGGCAUUAUGGUGCAUGCAUUCCAGCUGUUGUUCAUCGAAUGCGACUACCCUCGCGCUUUCGUCUGGUGGAUCGGCAUGCACGCCGUCAUGUUCUUCUUCCUUUUCAAAGACUUCUACAACCAGUCCUACUCCAAACCUAAGGUUCGCGCCCGAUCACCUCAACCAGAGACGACAGAAAUAAAAGACAUAACAUACAAGAACGGUUCGCUGAAGAACGGCUUCACCAACGGGCACACGAACGGCACGUUCGCGCGGUCCCGUACCGUGCUGCCGGCCGGCAACUGACGGCGGACAAGGCGCCCACCUUAGCAUUCCGUAGUACUCUGUGAUUCAUAGCCUGAAAUUAUUACGGGACGUUAAUAUUUCUUAUUUAAUGCGUGGACCUUCGGGGUAAAGGUGUCGGAUGUAUAGAGGGAUGCGCGAGCGCAGGUCCGGCCUCUCGCCACGUCGCCUCGUCAAUAAUAACCCUAGAAGUAGUGGUACAUGUGAUUUGUCUAGUGUACAUACAGUUAGGCGGUAUCAAUGGUGUAAAUUUUAUUUUAUUGAUGUAAAUGUAUAGCUAGAUUUGUGAUCGCAUAGCGUUUUAUACUUUUAUUAUUAGAGUUAGAGUUUAGAGACCUCUAAAAGAAUACAGUCAUAAUACUUACAGACACAUGUAGUUUAUACAUGGUGCUUAAAUGAGAUAAUAUUAUUUAUGAUUAUGAGCUUGUAAACAUUAAAACUAACAUUUUCACUAGAUUAUAAUGAUUAUAAACAAUGUUAUUAUAGUUUAUACUUAAUUGUUUACCUCGCAUCAAUGGUAACGCUCUGCGAAAGUCGCUCUUAUUGCUCACAGAAUAAAAGAUGCCAGUGUACUUUACCUUUGAUGUGUGGUUAAUUCGAAAACAUGACCAUAUUUUAUCAAAUGUUAUUAGAUGAAUAUGAAAUUGUAGUUAAUUGUAAUUAUAUUAUGUUACAUCUAAAAUCUUUACCUAAUUGGGUCACUUCAAAAAUAUACAAUAAUAACAAUGUGAAACGCAAUAAUGUAUAGUAUGAUAGAGUUCCACACAUUUUAUAGAAUACUUAAAUAAAUGCUUAAAGUUAAUGGCAGCGAAAAUGUUCAAUGGAAUAGUCUUAAAUAGGAAAUAAUAGCUUUGAUUGUAGUGCUAAAAUGUUAAUAAGAAUCAGUGUUUAGUUUUAAGUAUUGAUCAGUAUUUUUACAAGCUCAUGAUUAUCAAGGCUUAUUCACGAUUAGAUCAGAAUGGAUUUUUAUACCUUUUGGCGGAAGCCACCAAAUUGAAUAUACAUGAUGAUUUAUCAACGCCGUUUGCCUUUUUGUGUAUUUAUAACACAGGUGUUAAUAUUUCGAUGACAACUUUUUAUUGUUGUUUAUUUUGACGUGAUUAUUAGUUUUUUUUUUUCUAUUUUAAGUACAACAAACUGUAUUUUAAUUUCGACCGAAUGUUCAAUUUAGGUUUAGAUUACUAUGACACUAAAGUGGUUGUGUUGGUUAUUUAUUUUGUUUAAUUUAUCUUUUAUUUAUACCAAAAUUAUGUAUAUUAGAUCAAAUCGAUAACGGGUUUUAUAGCAGUAGCUUUCAAACUUCCUUUUAGUCUUCCGUUUUGUUUUGUACUUACCAAAAUUAAAGGUGCUUUUUGUACUCCGAAUAUUCUGCUUUUGUUAGCAGCCAUGCAGCUGAAGCUCACCAUUUUGUAAAUAUAAAUUUUGUUUCAUUUAUCAUAUAGAAAUCAAUUUAUGUACCUAUUGUAAUUUUUAUACAAAAAUAUGCAAUUAAACUAUAAGUGUAAUAUUA